GAUCAGUCUGCUAAAGCCUUGAUGUUGUCUAGAGGGCAGCCUAACCAGGAAAAUGAUGCAUCAGUGCAAGCUCUAUAUAAUGGAUUCACAGGAUUUCUUUGUCAAACUUCCUAUCAAACUCAGAAUUUUCACCACCCUCAGGAUCAAAAUUCGGGAGGCCCAGCAGCGGAGGCUGCGCCACCUUCGACGGCAAGUGGAUCGGUUGGAGGAGGAGGGGCAGCGGGACAGCCGAGGCAGAGGGUGAGGGCUAGGAGAGGACAGGCUACUGAUCCUCAUAGCAUCGCAGAAAGAUUACGUAGGGAGAGAAUUGCGAAGAGAAUGAAGGGUUUGCAGGAGCUUGUACCAAAUGCUAACAAGACAGAUAAGGCUUCCAUGCUGGAUGAGAUCAUCGACUAUGUCAAAUUCCUGCAGCUCCAAGUCAAAGUUCUUAGCAUGAGUAGAUUGGGCAGUGCUACGGGUAUUCCCCAAUCAUCCCCAGUUCAUGGUACACUUUCUAAGGGGAGAAGUGGUAAUGAAAAACAAACAACGCCACUAAUAACAGCGGAUCACCAUGUGACAAAGCUACUUGAAGAGGACAUGGGCUCUGCCAUGCAAUACCUCCAAGGCAAAGGUCUCUGCCUCAUGCCCAUUUCACUAGCCACCGCCAUCUCCACAGCCACAUGUCGUUCGAGGAACCCUAUGGAUUCCAUUAAUAUUAACACCAAUAAUCAAUUAGUAAAUGGCGACGAGUCUUGUUCGACGUCCUCUCCUGGCAUGUCGGCUUUGACCGUUCAAUCAGCUACGAUUGCAAUAUCAGCAGAAAAGAAUCAAGAGAACAAGAAUAACUUGACUCCAUUUUAGGCGUGGUGCAUUUCUUGCAUGAAGCUCCUGCUAAAAAAGCAAUGCAACUAGUUCCAAGCUCUGACAGUCAUUUAUGUGGUGAUUUCUUUUAGUUAACGCUUUAAUCUGGAGAAAGUAUAAAAUGAAAAAGUGGAAAAUUGGAAAAUAUUUGGUCGGAUUUUUGUUGUUUUUAUUUUCAAUUGUAUCUGCUGCCAAAAUAAGAAUCCUUUUUAUGUUUUAUUAAAGUGCCUUUGAGCACAUAGACGUAUUUAGGUAGACUUGGCUUGGGUGAAAAUGUGUUCAAAAACAGCCCAAAAAUGUAUCUUUAUUCUUUUAAUUUGUAUGAUA
Molecule: messenger RNA, 1167 nt
Organism: Olea europaea var. sylvestris
Lineage: Eukaryota; Viridiplantae; Streptophyta; Magnoliopsida; Lamiales; Oleaceae
Product: transcription factor bHLH66-like
Exons: 6
Coding region: 22-840 (272 amino acids)
Biological process (GO): regulation of transcription by RNA polymerase II
Cellular component (GO): nucleus
Molecular function (GO): DNA-binding transcription factor activity, RNA polymerase II-specific; RNA polymerase II cis-regulatory region sequence-specific DNA binding; protein dimerization activity
Source: RefSeq, a predicted model, not a curated record